AUGGCAGAAGCAACAAAACCCAACCCUCAAACAAACCACCCAGAUGUUCCCAAGACUCGAAAGGCCUUCGUGCCUCUCGAGAACAACCCCGAAGUAAUGACCUCCCUAGUCCACAAGCUCGGCCUCUCCCCCGCCCUCUCCUUCCACGACGUCUACAGCAUCAGCGACCCCGACAUGCUGGCCUUCGUGCCCCGCCCCGCAGCCGCGCUCCUGCUCGUCUUCCCCGUCAGCGCCUCGUACGAGACAUCGCGCAUGGACGAAGAUAAAGAAAAGCCGGAAUACGAGGGCAAGGGCGAGGGCGAGCCUGUCGUAUGGUAUAAGCAGACGAUCCGGAAUGCGUGUGGGUUGAUUGGUAUCUUGCAUGCGCUGAGUAAUGGAUUGGCGACGAAUUUUAUCGCUUGUCUUGUCUCGUCUUGCUCGGUCGGUCAUGAUUGUACAAGUGGAGUGGAGUGGAGUAUGCUGAUUUUUGAUGAUGGGGAUUGUGUAGAGCCGGACUCGGAUCUCCAUAAACUAGUCAAAGAUGCUAUACCCCUGGCUCCAGCCCAGCGAGCCGAUUUGCUAUACAACUCGCAGGCCCUGGAGAGUGCGCACCAGAGUGCGGCCACACAGGGAGAUAGUGUGGCUCCGGCUGCCGAGGAUAACAUCGACUUGCACUAUGUGUGUUUCGUGAAGGACGAGAAGAGCAAUUUGUGGGAGCUAGAUGGGAGGAGGAAGGGGCCGCUGAAUAGGGGGGCACUGGGCGUGGAUGAGGAUGUAUUGAGUGAGAAGGCUCUUGAGCUUGGUGUGAAGAAGUUCUUAGCGAGGGAGGAGGCGGCUGGUGGUGGGGAGUUGAGAUUCAGUGUCAUUGCUUUGGCUCAGAGCCUGGAUUGA
Molecule: messenger RNA, 870 nt
Organism: Lachnellula hyalina
Lineage: Eukaryota; Fungi; Ascomycota; Leotiomycetes; Helotiales; Lachnaceae
Product: Ubiquitin carboxyl-terminal hydrolase isozyme L3
Exons: 3
Coding region: 1-870 (289 amino acids)
Biological process (GO): ubiquitin-dependent protein catabolic process; protein deubiquitination
Cellular component (GO): cytoplasm
Molecular function (GO): cysteine-type deubiquitinase activity
Source: RefSeq, a predicted model, not a curated record